GAGAAAGAGCGUGAGAAAAUGAGAGAGAGAGAGAGAGAGAGAGAGAGAGAGAGAGAGAGAGAAGACUUGAGAUGCCUGUUUAAAACUGAUAAACGUUGAAACUGAAGGGUUUUUUCUAUAUUUACGCUGCGUUCAAAUGGCAAGCCCUAACAUCCAAGAUGUACCAAGACCGAAGGAUAUCGACAAAAUAGAGUUUGAAAUCAUCAAGGAAUCUGCGGCUGAAUACAGUGAAGAAUAUGAUGGAAACGCGUUGACCGUCAACGGGAAUGGAAGCAACCAGCAAGAAGGCGGUGUUGACGUAUCGAAACCCAGUAAAGAUAUCGAAAUAGAAUAUGAAAUUGCUAGUAAUGAACUGAUUUACAAAGUUUGUGACGUUCCACCAUUACGUGUUAGCCUGCUCGUGGCUCUACAGCAAUCUCUCUUAUCGAUAUCCAGCAGCUUUACCGUCGGGUUCCUCUUGGCAGAUCUUGUGUGCGCUGGCCAAAACGAUAUGCUCAAAGCCAAGUUAAUAUGCAGUAUUAUGUUCGUGUCGGGUUUAACAACUUUUCUUCAGAACAACAUUGGUAUAAGGCUCCCAUUAUACCAGGGCCCAACUAUUGAAUAUAUACUUCCGUUGCUGGCACUGAAGGAUUCUAUGGAAUGGAAUUGUGAAAGAAUUAUUGAAGCUCACUGGAAUCAGACUUCGACACCGAAUGCAACAAUGGAAACCGGCGCUCCGGAUGAAGUAAUUUAUGCAAGAAUCCAGAUGUUACAGUGUUCCCUGAUAAUCGUUGGCAUCCUCCAGUUUCUGUUGGGUGCAACAGGUCUUGUGGGCAUCGUGUUUCGCUAUAUCGGACCAGUUACGAUAACACCGACCCUUUUACUUAUUGGAUUCUACAUUUUUAAAGUGAUUGUGAAAUUCAGUGAGACCCAUUGGGGGAUAUCCAUGGCAACUUCAAGUAUGUCUGUGAUUCUGUCAAUGUAUCUUGCCAAAUAUAAGAUACCAGUUCCAGCUUGGACUCCUAAAAAAGGCUUCCAUACAAUACGUACCUCGCUGCAUGCCACAUUUUCAAUGUUAAUCGGAAUUAUUUUUGGUUGGGUGAUAUGCGGCAUACUUACAAACGCUGGUCUGCUCACUGACGACAAGAAUGAUAAACAGUUUAAUGCACGGACGGACUCUAAAUUAUACGUUCUUGGGGCUUCAGACUGGUUUUUCUUCCCCUAUCCUGGCUAUUUUGGAUUCUCGAUGAAUUUUUCCGUCAGCACUCUGAUAAGCUUCUUCAUAGCAACUUUGGCUUCAAUCGUGGAUUCCAUUGCUGAUUAUUAUGCAUGCGCCAAAAUAUGUGACGUUCCGAUACCUCCAAACCAUUCGGUGAAUCGAGGAAUUGUCAUCGACGGAUUAGCAACUGCGUAUGCUGGAGGACUUGGAAUUGGACAUGGUACGAGCACAUAUGGGGGUAACAUUGGUGCUAUAGCAAUCACAAGGGUUGCCAGCAGACGUGUGUUCCAAAUCGUUGGUGUUAUUUACAUGCUCUUUGGAAUUAUUGGUAAAAUGGGAGCGUUCUUCGUCACCAUUCCGAUGCCUGUGUUGGGCGGGGUUCAACUUAUCUAUUUCGGUUCCUUCAUUGGAGUCAUCUUAUCCAACAUGCAUAAAGUAGAGAUGAAUCAUCGUAAUAUGAGCAUCAUCGGAGUUUCCAUUAUAUUCGGUGUGUCCAUUCCGAUAUGGAGUCACAAUAACCCGGAACAGUACGCCACAGGUUAUAAAGAAAUUGACGGAUCCGUCCAUGCUAUUCUUACCAAUCCGAAUUUUCUAGGAGGUUUGUUGGCAAUGAUCUUGGACAAUGCAUGGCCAGGAACAUUAAAGGAACGAGGCUUGGCAGACAGUGUAGAAGAUCUCAACAAAGACGCCGAUGAACUGAACAAUCAAAGGAACCAAACAGAAAAAGAAGAAGAAUCUAUAUACGGCGUUCCCAUUUUACCAAAUUUCAUUGCUAGGCACCCAUUUCUUCGUUUCUUGGCAUUUAUGCCACCAUACGGGUUAAACAGAGACAGAACAAACGUUGAAAAGAAAGCGGAAGUUAUAUGAUCGUUUUUUUUGUUUUGUUUUGUUGUUUUUUUUCUAGCGAUAGUAAAGUAGUGGUCAGGUGA
Messenger RNA from Octopus sinensis (East Asian common octopus), 2127 nucleotides. Its product is annotated as solute carrier family 23 member 2-like. Gene Ontology annotation, biological process: transmembrane transport. Bases 137 to 2065 code for a protein of 642 amino acids. NCBI's taxonomy places the organism in Eukaryota, Metazoa, Mollusca, Cephalopoda, Octopoda, Octopodidae. The record is from RefSeq and is a predicted model, not a curated record. Gene Ontology annotation, cellular component: membrane. The transcript is spliced from 12 exons. Gene Ontology annotation, molecular function: transmembrane transporter activity.